Molecule: messenger RNA, 4443 nt
Organism: Amphiprion ocellaris (clown anemonefish)
Lineage: Eukaryota; Metazoa; Chordata; Actinopteri; Pomacentridae
Gene: mtss2b
Product: MTSS I-BAR domain containing 2b
Exons: 16
Coding region: 592-3165 (857 amino acids)
Biological process (GO): plasma membrane organization; cell projection assembly
Cellular component (GO): cytoplasmic side of plasma membrane; actin cytoskeleton
Molecular function (GO): phospholipid binding; actin binding
Source: RefSeq, a predicted model, not a curated record
GAACCGCUGAGCCCACCGCCUCUGCACCAAUCACAGCCUGCCUUUUCUUACGAGCACAUGCAUGCACGAUCGCACAAACUCUGACAUACAUACACACACACACACACACACACACACUCACGCACUCAAGGCGACACAUCGCUCCGGUUCUCCGCUGCCUUCACAUGCGUCCGCACCGACUCCGCGUUGCGCUGGCUGCGCCAAGAUGAGCGUCGUCGCCCCGGUACCAUCUGAACGGUACCAUCCCGUCGCCUGACUGAGUCAAAGUCAGAGAGAGAGACAGAGAGAGACAGAGAGAGAGACACAGAGAGAGUGAGAGAGACCAUCUUUUCUCCCUCAAAACCCAUCUUACCUUCGCCUUAAAUAGACCGCAGCGCCAGCUUGUUUCGGCAUCUUUCUUUUUCACCCCUCCUCCUCCUCCUCCUCCUCCUCCUCCUGUUCUUUCUGCAUCCCUUCGUGAUUGUCGGUCUCCCGGUUUAAAGGAGAAACCGGAGAGCCCCAUCGUAAUUUUGUGGAAAUACAUUUUUGUAUUUUUUCCCUGCUGGGUGUUGGUAGCGCGCAGUUGGUGCGCGCUUCUGCAAAUUCCGGUGAAUGGUGGAUUUGGCAAACAUGGAGACCGUGGAGAAGGAAUGCGGGGCCCUCGGGGGUCUGUUCCAGGCGAUUGUCAACGACAUGAAGUGCUCCUAUCCUGUGUGGGAGGACUUCAGUGCCAAGGCCACCAAGCUGCAUUCCCAGCUCCGAACCACUGUCCUGGCUGCUGUGGCCUUCCUCGAUGCCUUUCAGAAGGUGGCAGACAUGGCUACUAACACCAGAGGGGCAACUAGAGAUAUCGGUUCAGCUCUGACCAGGAUGUGUAUGAGACAUCGCAGCAUUGAGGCCAAACUUCGCCAGUUCACCAAUGCUUUGAUGGAGAGUCUGAUCACUCCUCUCCAGGACAAGAUUGAAGACUGGAAGAAGACAGCCAACCAGCUGGAUAAGGAUCAUGCCAAAGAGUACAAGAGGUCACGCCAUGAGAUCAAGAAGAAGUCAUCUGACACCAUGAAGCUGCAGAAGAAGGCUCGUAAAGAGAUCCAGGGACGAGGGGACCUGCAGCCCCAGCUGGACAGCGCCAUGCAGGAUGUGACCGACAUGUGCCUGUUGAUGGAGGAGACAGAGAAGCAGGCAGUGCGCCGUGCCCUGGUGGAGGAGAGAGGUCGCUUCUGCACCUUCAUUAGUUUCCUUCAGCCAGUUGUGAAUGGGGAGCUUGCCAUGCUGGGUGAGAUCACCCACCUCCAGGCCAUCAUUGAUGACCUCACUGUGCUGACAACUGAUCCUCACAAACUGCCCCCUGCUAGUGAACAGGUGAUUAAGGAUCUGAAGGGCUCAGAUUACAGCUGGUCCUAUCAGACCCCUCCAUCAUCCCCCAGCAGCUCUGGCUCUCGUAAGAGCAGCAUGUGCAGCAGUGUGAACAGCGCCCACAGUAGUGCCUCCCGUUCAUCAGGGGGAGGUGGUAGUAUUGGUAUUGGUGUCGGCGGUGGAGGCUCGCAGCCUCACUCACCCACCUCCUCCUCCUAUCACUACCGCAGCAGCCUGCCGCACCAGCCUCCACCACCGGGGGGCAUCGCUGCCCACCGCCUCAGCAGCGUCUCGUCCCACGAUUCAGGCUUCGUGUCCCAGGAUGCUAACAUCUACUCCAAGCCUCCCUCACCUAUGCCCUCAGACAUCACAAGUCAGAAAUCAUCCAGCUCAGCAUCAUCAGAGGCCUCAGAAACAUGCCAGUCAGUCAGUGAAUGCAGUUCUCCCACCACUUUUGGCUCGUCCUUCGCUACCUUCCGCCCCGCUCUUUCUCACUCUGGCUCCACCAGGCCUCUCUCUGUCAUUCUUCCUGUACCUGCGUCCCCACCCUAUAAACGCCCCUCUGGAUCCAGCUCCUCCUCUCCCACAUCAAAGGUUCCUAUGUGGAAGGAUUGGUCUAAAGCAGGUCAGUAUGAGCAGCCUGUCGCUGCAGCGGCAGUCCAAAGGAGAAAGGAACCUCUUGACAGGCUGAGGGAGGGCGAAGCGUCGCCAGGCUCCCAAGGCUAUGCUGGGCCAUCACACCUUGAUGAUGGCCAGAGAAACAGGAUGACACCGGCUACUAUCGCUGCCAAGCAUGGAGAGGAGGUCUCCCCAGCAGCCAGUGACCUGGCCAUGGUCCUGACCAGGGGACUGAGCAUGGAGCAGCAGAAAAGCAGCAGAGACUCCCUGCAGUACUCCAGUGGAUAUAGCACAGAGACCACAACCCCGUCCUGCUCUGAGGACACAAUUCCUUCACAAGGUUCAGAUUAUGACUGCUACUCAGUGAAUGGUGAUGCUGAAGGUCCAGAUGGACAGACAGAGUUUGACAAGUCCUCCACAAUUCCUCGCCACUCUAACAUCGCCCAGAACUACAGGCGUAUGAUCCAGACCAAGAGGCCAGCCAGCACAGCCGGACUGCCCAGUGGGGUUCUUGGUCCAGGGGCUCAUGGGAUACCAGGACAACCUGGCGGAUCUGGUGGGGGUGGAUCAGGGACACCAGGCACUGCCACCAUCCGCCGGACGCCAUCUACAAAACCAGGAGUAAGACGCACAUUGUCCAAUGCAGGGCCCAUCCCCAUCCGACCACCCAUUGUGCCUGUGAAGACACCCACUGUUCCUGGAGACUCCCACUCUCCUGGGUAUGCAGGUGGAGGACAUGGAGGGGGUGUGCCUGUCCGCGUGGGCAGCGAGGAAUGCGUGUUCUUUGCUGGAGUUGAGGAUGCACAGGGAGCGCUUGAUUUUGUGAAGGCAUCACCAAAGCGCCUCAGUCUGCCUAACACCGCCUGGGGAUCGGGGGCUGCAUUGGAGGUCUAUGCCCAGCAGCACGGGGGCCUUGCAAUGGGAACAGGCCCAGGAGCCGGAUCAGAAGAGGAUCAGAUGAUCGCGGCCAAUCGGCACAGUCUAGUGGAGAAAAUAGGCGAGUUAGUAGCCAGUGCACACGCCCUGGGAGAGGGGCAAUUUCCUUUCCCUGCCCUCCCAGAUGACCCAGCCCCGCCACCGACUGGCCCCACUGAGUCUCAGACAGGGACAGAGGGGGCAGAGGGGUCUGGUGACAUGCUGACCACCAUCAGGAGAGGAGUCCGCCUCCGCAAAACUGUCUCAAAUGACCGUUCAGCUCCACGCAUAUUGUGAAUGGGGGAAAAGCAGAAAGAGGAUGAUGCUUGUCAACCAAUAGGGAGUCAGGUGUUGGUGUGGUGCAACCCAACCACCUAGUACAUACACAAAAACUUAACCAUGUAGGGAAAGCUAUAACAUAACAGAAGAUGAAUGAAAACAAAAACAUACACAAAAAAGAUGUUUAAAGACACCAUUAGAGUAAAUGAUAUAUAAUAUAAUGAUAAUAAUAACAUUAAUAAUGUUAACCCAUGCUGACAAUAAAAAGUUAAAUACUGAAUAUUGAGAGGCUCCUAGCAGGCCACUAUAACUAGUGUGUGUUGGACGCAUGUUUGUCUUCUAUACACCCUCACCCAGGGAUGGAAAGACUUGUGGGAAAAACAGAUAAUAUAAAAAAAGAGGCAAAGAAAGAGAGAAACACUGGGUUCUGUUCUGUUUGCCAACUUACACCCUUCCCUAUCCUCUUCUCCAACUCACUCGACUGUCUGAUCCCAGAUGAAAGACUGAUGACCGAAGGAGGGGCUGGUGGGGGCAAGAGAGAGAGGGGGGCCAGAAUGCCAUGUGACCAGCUGGAUUUGAACCCAGGCUGUCUCAGCAGCAACACACUGUACUUAUUAGCCCACUGAACUGAAGCUUUGGUAUUAGCACGGGGAGCUAACAAGCCAGAGGGCAUCUCUGGUUCAUCCUCAUGUAAAAGAGUCUUGAAAAAAAAGUACUGUUGGCAUUGAGCCGUGCUAGUGUCUCCUUCCCCUCUCUCUCUCUCUCUCUCUCUCUGCAUAGCGUGUGCGUGCAUUCAUGUGUAUGCAUGUGGGCAAAUGUAAAAUGUGAGCGUGUGGGUACAUGUGAUGGAUUGUGUGUAUGUGUGCGAGGGGGGUGGGUAGAGCUCUGCUGCAGGACAGCUGGUUACCCAAUGAGGGCAGGGCUUUUCUGCUGUGUGUUGUGUGUGUAUUUUCUUGUUUAUAUUGUGACGUCAUUUACCUUGUUACCACUGUACGAGAAGUUACGAGACGUAAUCCAGGCGUAUAGAUAUAUUCAUAUAUAUUUUCUAGAACCAGAGAGAAAAUGUAAAAUCAGAAAUGGAGCAAUAAAUGUGUUUUAUUUUCUUGUUUCGAAGGAGCGGAUUGAUGGAGGAUUAUAGGUUCUCCCUUGUUUCAUUCAGGCAAUCAUCAGGAAUGCUAAAUUACACAUUGACUGUGAAUUCAUGCCUAGCCGGUUUCGGCGUGUGUCUCUCUCUGUCCCUGUCUCUUUCUGGUGAAUGGAUUACAAAAAUUUAAAAAAUAAAAAGGAAAACUGUAA